Molecule: messenger RNA, 1303 nt
Organism: Xenopus laevis (African clawed frog)
Lineage: Eukaryota; Metazoa; Chordata; Amphibia; Anura; Pipidae
Product: oxidized low-density lipoprotein receptor 1
Exons: 8
Coding region: 105-983 (292 amino acids)
Source: RefSeq, a predicted model, not a curated record
UUCAUAGACAUAGUCCAGGAAAAGGAAGCACAAAUAAUAAGAACUCUCUACCACAAGAAGUAAUGGUAGAGUAAUGUCAUUUCAAUAGGAAGCUGGUGGCGACGAUGGCGGACAGAAUCUUUUAUGCCGAAGUGAAUGUGACUGCACGUGGAUCUUCUGCAGCUACAACUGCCAAUAAUCCUUCAGAAACCCCUGCAAGAAAAAACAAAAAAGGACAUAGAAAUGUGUCUGGGGGGCAGAAGAGACGGCAGAAAGAAACAGUGAAUGUUGAAUCUCAAAGGAGCAGACGAAGUCCAGACUCCAGUUCCUACAAAUUCAAGUACCUGAUCAUUGGCCUCUCAUUGACUAGUCUUAUUCUUCUGGCCAGCACCAUCACUCUGGCAGUUAUCACUGUUGCAUCCAGUAAUAAUGAAGAUCUGCAGCUGGUUCUGGAUAAAUGUUCUUGCGAGAGACAUUCGCCAAAUAUCAGCUGGACACGGAGCGAAGAUUCUGAGCGAAACCUGACCCAGUUGCUGCAUCGCUCGACUCAGGUCUCCAAGUGUUUGAAACAAGCGAUUCAGGAAGCAGAAUGGACCAGCAAAUGCCCCGCAGGUUGGACCCUCCUCAAUCACAGGUGUUAUUUCUUCUCUACGGAGAGAAGGACACGGCCAGAGAGUGAUGAGUUCUGCAAGGCACAAAUGGCUCAACUAGCAACGGUCAAAGGACAAGAUAAUAUUUUACAGUGUUACAUUAGGAACCUCGGUGCAGCUUAUUGGGUCGGACUGGUACAUAGAACAGAGAGGCACCAGACAAACAUUGUCAUGAGGUGGUACUGGCCCGAUGGAGCAGCAGAGCCGUCGAUGGCCAGUUCCCCGGCGGGAUUCUGUGCCAGAAUAGAUGGAGCACUGGGAGUCGCUGACUGUUCUGUUCAGCUGCAGUGGAUCUGCCAAAAAGGAACAGACAAAUCGAAAUUAUUUGAAAGAAUGAAGAGCUGUUACAGCUAAGGAUUUACUGAUGCAUCUGGCACACACACGUCUCUCCACUCAUUUCAUGGGGCAAAUAAACAGGACUGUGAGUGCAAGUUGCAUCAAUUAAUUCUGUUCCAUCUGUAGCUAAGGAUAAUUUCCCAUUUUUCAGCAACUAUAAAGCCCAGAGAGAUGCAGCCCAAUGAAGCGACAGAGAUGUGACAAUGAAUAAAACAGAAAUCUCAUGUCUAAGUGACACUUUGUCUACCAUUUUUUAAAUUUUCUGAUAUGCUGAUAUUUCUGAUGUUUUACGUUUUAUUCUGAUUGCUGAAUUCCAUCCUGUUUUUUUAAAAAAUGUG